AUGAGCUGCCGUUACGUGGGAUUCCCGUUCGUGAAGAAGAGUGGUCAGUCGUCUUCCCCAUGGGUGCCGCAAGAGGAACGACUUCAACAAAUCUUGCAGCUUCUGAAGGAUUCGCUGUCUGCUGAGGAAGCGACGAGGCUAACGGCUCGGCAGGAAAUCAAGAAGCUGAGUGAAAUUCCCAACUUCAGCAACUACCUGGUAUUCAUCAUCGCAGAGUUGAAGUUUGAGAAUGAGCGGUUGACAAAACCAACCGGAUCAUUGUUGGAUGAAGAUGUGACUGCCGACUCUGGCAAAGUUCCCCGGCAUGUGAGCGACUCCACCGAGACAAACAGCUUCGAAAGCGUGGGCGAUCCCUUGGCGGUGAUCGUUGCUGCUCUGGGCUUCUUCAUCACGACUGACUCGACGCUCGAGCUCACACGCUGGCCUGAAUUGCUUCCGCGGCUCGGCGAACUGCUAGACUCGAAGGACGACAGUGUCUGCGAGCGUUCUUUCGGGGCGCUGCACAAGAUCUGUCGGGACUACGCUGAGGCGCUGGAUACAGGGCCACUGAAAGAUCAGCUCACUGUUCUUGUACUCAAGUUUCUGAAGUUCUUUCGGCACAAAAACCCUCGGAUCCGGUUCUGCGCCGCUACUUUCAUCAGCCUGCUAUUCCUCAAUCGCGCACAUGUGGUGAUGGUCCACGCUGAGCACGCUGUUGCGACCUUAUUGCAGUUGGUGUAUGAAGAAGACUCCAAAGUGCAGAAAACCAUGUGCCAUGCUCUGAUAGUACUGCUAGAAAAUCAAAUCGACGGUCUCAUCCCUCAUAUGAGCAGAAUCAUAGAGUACGCGAUGGUCAAGAUGCAAGAUACCGACGGAUGUGUUGCGCUAGAGGCGUGCACGACAUUGGCCUUCAUGACGAAGAAGCCUGUCUGCAUAGAGUUGGUAUUAUCGAUAUACGAUUAA
This is a messenger RNA of Dermacentor silvarum, 942 nucleotides long. Its product is annotated as transportin-1. Gene Ontology annotation, biological process: protein import into nucleus. Lineage: Eukaryota; Metazoa; Arthropoda; Arachnida; Ixodida; Ixodidae. Gene Ontology annotation, molecular function: nuclear import signal receptor activity. Gene Ontology annotation, cellular component: nucleus; cytoplasm. Bases 1 to 942 code for a protein of 313 amino acids. The record is from RefSeq and is a predicted model, not a curated record. The transcript has a single exon.